Molecule: messenger RNA, 1458 nt
Organism: Kockovaella imperatae
Lineage: Eukaryota; Fungi; Basidiomycota; Tremellomycetes; Tremellales; Cuniculitremaceae
Exons: 6
Coding region: 311-1456 (381 amino acids)
Biological process (GO): beta-D-galactose catabolic process via UDP-galactose, Leloir pathway
Cellular component (GO): cytosol
Molecular function (GO): UDP-glucose 4-epimerase activity
Source: RefSeq, a predicted model, not a curated record
GUGGGAAAAAGCUUGAUCACCCCACGUGAUCGGCUUAGAAAACGGGAAUUCCAUCCGCCUUUUUGACCGGUGCCAAACGGGAAUCGUCACUGCUGUCGUCUCGGUGGGGAGGGGGAGGAAUCCAUUCCAGUCUUUGAGCGAGCUCCGUCAGGAUAGCGUCGGGGAGAAAGACAAACCAACAAGAAGGGAUAUAUACAUAUACGUGGACGCACUUGUCAAACGGAGUUGACUUGACACACGUUCUUCUGAUUCAUCUAUUCGAUCUGAAUCUCAUCGUCACCCAUCUAUCUGUUCUCUUGCGCUUAACAUCAUGGCUCCGUCUGAUCUCAAGAAAGUCCUAGUAACCGGAGGGCUAGGCUACAUAGGAUCACACGUCGUCGUGGCUCUUCUGUUGACAGGCAAAUAUCUCCCCAUCGUAGUGGACAACUGCCACAAUGCUUUCCCAGAAGCUGUCAAGCGAUGCGGCGAGAUUGCUAGAGAUGAGAUGGGGGCGGACGCUCCGCAGCCUCUUUUCCACCGUUUAGAUCUGCGAGACCCCGCUGCUAUCGACGAGGUGUUUAGCAAGUAUGAUAACGAGGGCGGAAUUUGGGCCGUCAUACAUCUUGCAGCGCUUAAAGCUGUAGGAGAGUCUGGAGAAAAGCCAUUGGACUACUAUCGAGUCAACGUAGCUGGAUCCAUCUCACUCAUGGAGUCUAUGGCCAAGCACAACUGCAACAACCUUGUCUUUUCCUCCUCUGCCACCGUCUACGGAACUCCAAAGACCAUUCCUAUCCCCGAAACUAGUCCCCUCGUCCCUGAAUCCGCUUAUGGUCGCACCAAAGCCAUGGUCGAGAUGAUCAUGCAGGAUACCUGUCGCGCCGCCGUCCUCACGCACGGAGACAAGGGUCUCCGAGCGGUCAGUGUGCGAUACUUUAACCCCGCUGGAGCGUUUCCCUCUGGCAAACUUGGAGAGGAACCGAGAGGAAAGCCCGGCAAUUUGUUGCCGUUGCUAGCUCAGAUGGCGUCUGGACGUGACAAGUCGGCUUUGAAAGUAUUUGGAGACGACUACCCGACACCGGACGGCACAUGUGUUCGGGACUAUCUUCACGUCAUGGAUCUCGCAAAGGGACACGUUCUGUCCCUUGAUGCCCUGGACAAAUCAGUUUCUAGCCCAUCCGACAGCAUUUUCUCCAAACUCGACGUCAAGAAGGAUGGAUAUUACCGAGCCUUCAACCUGGGUAAAGGAAAGGGAAUGAGUGUUUUGAAUAUGAUUGAGGCAAUGAAGAAGGCGACGGGCUAUGACUACAAGUAUGAGAUUGUAGGCAGGAGGCUUGGUGAUGUUCCGGACCUCACUGCCGAUCCAGCAUUGGCACAGAAGGAGCUUGGUUUCCUAGCCGAAGAGGACCUCGAGACAAUGUGCAGAGACUUGUGGAACUUUCAGACGAAAAACCCUAACGGCUACGAGACCAGCUCAUAGUU